Molecule: messenger RNA, 432 nt
Organism: Mesorhabditis belari
Lineage: Eukaryota; Metazoa; Nematoda; Chromadorea; Rhabditida; Rhabditidae
Source: the annotation of a GenBank genome assembly
AUGCCAGAUAUCAAAAUUCGUGCCGUGACCUUAUUCGUUUUAGCCAUAUUUGUUGAGAUAUUCAAUGCACAAUCAAUUUCAACCACAAAUCCGUCGACCUCUUCCACAAAUGGGACCUGCACUUGGUUCUCGGCUUGUUACACCAACAACGACUGUAACGGGGGAUCGUGUGUGGGAUUCGCUCUGAACACAUGCAACUGCUGGACAUGCGUCUCCUCUCUUCCAUGUCAAUCUGAUUCGACUUGCGGUGGGCUUGUAGGUGCUUGUAAUGCGGCGACGAAGAGUUGCGAUUGUUUGACGCCACUUGUACAAGCCGGUUACCCAGACCUUCUCAGCGUGUUGACAAAGUUUUGCUUUGUGCAAACGUGUUCGGCCGGUUGUUAUGGAUUGCCGUGUAAUAAGGGCAUUUGCGUGUCAUGCCCAUUGACUGGU